Messenger RNA from Fimicolochytrium jonesii, 2512 nucleotides. RefSeq lists its product as uncharacterized. NCBI's taxonomy places the organism in Eukaryota, Fungi, Chytridiomycota, Chytridiomycetes, Spizellomycetales, Powellomycetaceae. The coding region runs from base 57 to 2348 and encodes 763 amino acids. Gene Ontology annotation, molecular function: ubiquitin protein ligase activity. The transcript is spliced from 4 exons. Gene Ontology annotation, biological process: protein polyubiquitination. The record is from RefSeq and is a predicted model, not a curated record.
GAUGCUCAUUGGGGAAAUACGUUCUAAACAACUUCUCAAUUCCUGCAGAAUCGCUGAUGCAACCACCGUCGGUGUCAACGGAAAGCACGCCCAUGUCAUCCCCCGAGCUGUCGCGUGCCAACACUCGAGAUGCGAAAUCGCGAAAAGGCUCGCCGUUGAAGUUUACAACCAACACUGAGGAACUCGGAGCAAACCCCGUAUUUGCGGAAGAAAGCCAUGGUACAAAUGGACCACUCGAGCCUGCCAUCAUCAACCGUCCGCAGGCUUUGACCGCCAUGACACUACCGUUGCUGAAGUCUCUGGUGGCCGCGUACGACGACUCCAACGACACCAAACCGCUGACUGACCGACUUCGCUCCCUCUAUUCCGACAGCGAUGCUCUCAAUCGCAGCUUUCUCGCUGCAGAUGAAGAGCGCACUCACCCGUCGGGCAUCGACAUGUCGGCACUCCGACAAGCGUCCUCGAUUAUUGCGGAGCUGCUCCCGCGAGAGGUUUUCUAUAUGGCCAUUGUGGAAGCGUUGGAGAUCACACUUGCACGACUGCAAAUGAACCUGAGGAAACUCAACUCCGCAUCUACGCACCAUUGCCGCCAGCUUCUGAUCAUUCUGGAAUGUCCGUUAUGGCACGACGGCGCGCAAUCACAAGAACCGCUGUUGCGCCGACUAUGUCUAGUCUUGGGCGGUUUGAAACAUAACAUGGAGCGAACCCUCUCCCGUUGGCUGUCGCGCUACGAGUCGGAUGGCCUGCGUCGGAUCGUCAAUCUGUUCCUGUCGUACCUCGACACGAAUUUUCAACCCAGCACCAAGAUCGAUGAUGGCCUGUUAUCCUGCAUCAACGUGCUGAAAAUGCUCUAUACAGCCAACGAGACCGCAAAACCAGAGCCUUUACUGCCUAUCGCGGCCUUCUACAGCGACGCUGCGACAAAGAAGCUCAAUUUCAAAGAGGAGUACCGGAUAUGGAAGCGCACAACUACUACCUCGAAGAAACAAGAGCCUUCCCGUCAGGGCCACGCCUCUCAGCCUCAACCGCCCUCCCCCCAAAACAUCCACUACACCACCCGCCUCCCGACCCCCAUCCCCGAAUUCAGCUACUUCCACCACCCCUUCCUCUUCGACCCCGUCUCCAAGAUGCGCAUCAUGCACAUCGACGCCAUGGCGCAGAUGUCGCUCGAGUUUGAGGAUGCGUUCGUGCAUCAGUCCCUUGUGCUGAAUGCGCAGAAGUUCUUGCAGGCGUCCCCCGGUUUGGCGAUGCUGGAGCAGUCGUUGAAGGAUCGGAGUAGCCCGUAUUUGUUGCUGGAUUUGAGGAGGGAGAGGUUGGUUGAGGAUGUUCUGGAACAGCUCGACAAACACAAAACCGAGCUCAAAAAACCGCUCAAAAUCCGCUUCAUCGGCGGCGGCGAAGAAGGCAUGGACCAAGGCGGCGUGCAAAAGGAGUUCUUCCAGAUCCUCAUUGACCAGCUCGUCGAUCCUUCCUACGGCAUGUUCACCUACGACGACGAGACGCGGCUGUGCUGGCUCAACGGCGCAUCGUUGGAGAGUGAGCGAGAGUUUGAGCUGGUGGGCACGGUGCUUGGGCUGGCGCUGUAUAAUGGGGUGAUGUUGGAUGUGAGGUUCCCGAGGGUUAUGUAUAAGAGGUUGCUGGAUGAGGGGCCGACUUUGGAGGAUUUGAAGGAGGGGUGGCCGUCCCUCGGUCGCGGCCUCGAGCAACUCCUCACUUGGACCGACGGCGACGUCGCAGACGUGUUCGUACGCACUUUUGAAAUCUCCUACGAAGUCUACGGGCAAGUCAAGACUUUCCCGCUCGUCCACGGCGGCGAGGACGUGCUCGUCACCAACGAGAAUAGGAAACAGUAUGUGGAUUUGUUUGUCCGCCAUUUUGUGGUCGAUUCGACGAGGAGGCAGUUUGCGGCGUUUAGGAAGGGAUUUUGGAGGGUUUGUGGGGGUGAGGCGUUAAAGAUGUGCCGCCCCAGCGAACUCGAACUCAUGAUCUGCGGCACCGCCUCCACAACCCUCGACUUCACUCAACUCCAAGCCGGGGCCGAAUACGACGACGGGUACCACCCCACCCACCCACUCAUCGUCGCCUUCUGGUCAGUCGUCCACACCGACCUAACCCUCCUCCAAAAAAAAGCCCUCCUGAAUUUCGUCACCGCAUCCGAUCGCGUCCCGCUGAACGGCCUGCGGAAUCUGACGUUCGUGAUACAGCGGAAUGGACCGGAUUCGGAUCGGUUGCCGACGGCUUUGACGUGCUUUGGGAGGUUGCUUUUGCCGGAGUAUGAGGGGAGGGAGAAGUUGAGGAGGAUGUUGGUUACGGCUGUGGAGAAUGCUAAGGGCUUUGGGUUGGUGUAAGGGCUAAUGAUAGAUGGUGGAGACACGAGAUCUCGCCUCGGCUCGAUGCACCUCCACCUCGGGGACAUGUAUAUCUUUACACCACGAUCCUCCGCCACCACCAUCCAAACUCGCGCCAGCAAACAGCUCUUAUCAACCCCCGACAAGUGCGCUCAUCUCUCGCG